AUGGAGUUUAGUGUACCAGUUACCAGAAAUGAAGUUUAUAAAAUGUUAGCACAACGGCGCUGGGACAAGAAAAAAGAAUCAUUGCAAAGCUAUGUACUAGCUAUGCAGGCCAUAGCAAAGCGGGCAAAGGUGGAAGAACAAGAGGUAAUCGAGUUUGUAAUCGAUGGAAUAAGGAACAUUGUGCCCAAUGCACACUUGCUGCUACCUACCAGGACCCUUGCCGAACUAAAAACAUUAAUUCAAAAGUAUGAGAGGAAAUAUUUGGUGAGCGACGUGGUGGCCACAACAGGACGCCGGCAAGCUACAAAGACGGUCGUGGACGCCAAACAAAAAUGUUACAACUGCUCGAGAGAUGGGCAUAUCAAGCCCAACUGCCCUUACCCAUUAAGACCAGACGGGUCCUGCUUUCGUUGUUGGCGAAUGGGCCAUGACCAUCGCUCAUGCCCGAAUCCAGCAAAAAUCCUCAAACCAAAAACGCAGGUUGCAUCAGUAAUGGAAGGCGGAGACGAUGAGUCUUACGAUGUAAAUACAUAUAAUUUUGUGAGUAUUAUAUUCAAGCUAGAGUCAAAGAUUUUUUCCGAAGAAGUUUUUUCUUUAUUUGAUACCGGUAGUCCGGUUAGUUUUAUUGGAUGGUCACGGGUCUUAAAACAACUGUUCGAGUACAAGAAUUUUCAAAAUACGAACACGCCCAAAUACAAAGGAAUUGGGGGCAAUCAAAUAAAUAUUAUUUCAAAAAUUAAAUGCCUUGUAAAAUUUAAUAACAGAAUUAAUAAAAUUGAAUUAAAUGUUAUAUCAGAUGAAGAUAUGGUAGUACCUGUUAUUAUGGGACGUGACUUUCUGCACAAAUUUCAUAUUAGACUUAAGUACGCUAAGAAAGGAUAUACAAAAUCCAAAUUAUUAGACAGAGGAAGAAAUAUGAAGACAUAUAUGAUUGACGAACAAAAAAUUGUAACUGAUUCCGAAACAUUCUCGGCCAUUGUAAAAUUACAACCGAAACAAAAAGUUAAUGUAAAUCCUUCUGAUUUAACUGCAGAGUUUUGCACCAACGUAGAUAAAAAUAUUGAUGUUAAUCCCGAAGACUUAAUUGCCGGUUUUCGCACCAAUGUAGAUUCAAAUAUUAAUGACGAUAUAGAUAUAGAUUGUAUACUCACUAAUGGACAACGCAAUAGAUUAAAAAAGGUUAUUGAUGACACUUACUUCAAAUCUAAUAUUAAACCUGAACCCCUCGAGUACGAAAUGAAGAGUCAUUUAACAACUGACGUUCCCUUUCAUUAUGCCCCCCGCCGCUUAUCUUAUGCAGAACGUAACGAAGUACAAACAAUUAUAGACGAACUGUUAAAAGAACAAGCAAUUCAACCAAGCUACUCACCCUAUGCUUCAGCUAUUGUAUUA
Messenger RNA from Rhagoletis zephyria (snowberry fruit fly), 1392 nucleotides. RefSeq lists its product as uncharacterized. The record is from RefSeq and is a predicted model, not a curated record. Gene Ontology annotation, molecular function: zinc ion binding; nucleic acid binding. NCBI's taxonomy places the organism in Eukaryota, Metazoa, Arthropoda, Insecta, Diptera, Tephritidae.